UGUGGUGAAAGUGGGAAAUCAGCCAGCUCAGUCAGAGAACCUUAAACAAGGUUGCUGCAUUGUGUUACUGCUGAACAAGCUUCUUCCUGUCAUUCCUGCUGCAGGCAAAAAGAAGUUUACUGAGACGCUGCUCCACAAGGUUAGGUCUGCACACACAACCACUGCUGAGCAGAAAGACUGGUGUACUGUGUUGUGCUAUCGGACAACAUGAAUACCCUGGUGACUGGCUUGCUACUCUCAGUUCUGACUCUGAGGCUUCAGGAACUCGUGGAUGCAUGUACCUGCCUUCCAGUUCACCCACAAACAGCAUUUUGUAACUCUGAUAUAGUGAUACGAGUAUCAGUCACUAGUAAAAGUUUGGUUUCUUCUAACAACAUGGAACCUGAUACGAUCCAGUAUGCAGUAAAGCAAGAAAAGAUUUACGAAGGAUUUGAAAAGACGAAAAUGGUGGAAUAUGUCUACACAGCUUCUAGCUCUGCUGCAUGUGGUGUAGAGCUCAAAAACAAUAUUCAGUACCUCAUAACAGGCCAACUUGAUAUUCAGGGAAAAGUUCAUAUUGGGAUUUGUAAUUUGAUUGUCCCAUGGGAUGAUCUAACUUCAUUGCAAAAACGGAAUCUGAAAUGGAACAAAUAUGAAACAGGCUGCUCCUGUCAAAUUGUCAGCUGCCACAGCCUACCAUGCCCUUCUCCAGCAAAAAACCAGUGCAUUUGGACUGACCUGGCAACCGAGAAGACCCCAGCUGGAUCUCAGGCAAAGUACAGUGUCUGCAUGAAGCAAGAUGAUGGUUUCUGUCACUGGUAUGGAGAAGGAUCAGCCAGUGCAAAUGAGAAUAUCUAUUACAGUGAACCCUGAAAUCUCCCUUCACCCCAUAAAAGUUGUGUUUCUCCAUCAGCUGCAGGUGGUGCAGCAGUAUCAAAGAUCUCUAUGUUCUUCUGUUUAUACAAACAUUUUGUCGGUUUACUGCAUUCUUGUUUGCUAUGUGAAGCAUAGCACUUCCUUCAUUCACUCUUACCCUAAUGAAUGAAAAAAUUAUGGCCCUUCAUUAGAUUCUACUGCAAUGAUAGGUUUUAUCACAUGAGGCAAACUGAAACAUAAACACCACCACACUUCUUGUGAAAAGUAUAUUAGCUCUGUAUUUGACUGGUGAAUUAUCAAAACCUUUCUGAGUGGAACUAGAAAGAAAACGUACCUUGGUAAUUAGGAAUGAUGCUGGAUUAAUUAUCUUUUUUGAGACUUUUGGAAAUCAAGGUUAAAAAUCCAAUGUGCAACAGUGUAAUUUUUGCGCCAAUGGUGAUGAGAUUACAAUAAAAAUUUGUUUUCUUUUAAGGCUGUGCUACAUACGAAAAUAUAUUAACAUGUGGUUGACAGCACAAAGAACACAUCAGCUGCCUUUAUGCGUGAUAGAUCAGGACAAAUGAACAUGAUGAGUGGUAACAAUCAAAAAAGGCUGUUUCUUCCUCCCUUUGUUCCAUGAAAUGUUCCUUUUUUUGAAAAAAAAACAUCCUUUUGAGGGACAGAGUCCUACUAAAAGGUAAUUAUGUUUGUUUUCAAAAGUUUAGUACCAAAUAAAAUGAAUUAACACAUGACCUUAUUAACAAUCUUUGCCCCAUUGCCCAUGGUGAACUAUAAUCUGCGCUGGCGCUACAAAGGAUAAAGUGGGGCUACAGCCAAAUGUCAUACACAUGAGCACAAUGCAUGCAUGCCAGAUCUUAAGUUAUCUCAGAUAUAUGUUGUGUAAAAAAAAUGUUCAGUGUUUUAUCAUUCACAUACUGUAGCAAGACCAGUAACUUCAUGCAUUAGUUGCUCCAUCAAAAAACUGGUUCUAACCACUUUUUAAGAAGAUAAUAUUUAGAAACUAUGUAUACCUGAAAAAUUCUGGGAACAAUUACAAGGAUAGAACAUCAAAAUUAUUGGGAACCAUGAGGAUGAGCCUUCAUGCUUGGAUACUAGAAUGUAAACACCAUAAAUUUCUCAUUGAGAAUUUUUGAUUGCUCUAACUUUCUAGGUGCAAAAGGGAACAGGGAAAAUUGUUUUUUAAUUAGAAUAUUCAAUAUAAUUAUUUGACUAAUAAUUGUUUCAAUGUUUCUUCAAAUUCAGUAAAAAAAGCACAAAGCUGAAAUUGGCAAUAUAUUCAAAUUUAAGAUCAAUUCCUUUGCAGUUCCUCCUUUAUUUUCACUCAAAGCACACAAAUUUGAUAAUGUACUCAUUUGCAAAUAAACUGCUUUAAAACAUAGAUACAAAAAUGAUUCUCAUAUUUGAUAUUUGAUAUUCUCAUAUUUGUGCAUUGUAAGAAUUAUACCAUCUUGUCAAGUAUCUAACAAAAAGCUUUCGUAUUCAUUUUAAUAAAUGUGAUGUGAGAUUUCUGUAA
Rhincodon typus (whale shark) is the source of this 2368-nucleotide messenger RNA. It is a transcript of the gene timp4.2, whose product is annotated as TIMP metallopeptidase inhibitor 4, tandem duplicate 2. The transcript has 5 exons. The record is from RefSeq and is a predicted model, not a curated record. Gene Ontology annotation, molecular function: protease binding; metalloendopeptidase inhibitor activity. The coding region runs from base 208 to 852 and encodes 214 amino acids. Gene Ontology annotation, cellular component: extracellular matrix. NCBI's taxonomy places the organism in Eukaryota, Metazoa, Chordata, Chondrichthyes, Orectolobiformes, Rhincodontidae. Gene Ontology annotation, biological process: negative regulation of endopeptidase activity; negative regulation of membrane protein ectodomain proteolysis.